AUGGCUGGUAGAGAGGGAGAGCUGGGUGUCAUCCGCGUAGCAGUGGAAAUUUAUAUUGUGUCUACGGAAGAUGUGACCAAGCGGGAGGAUGUAAAUGAUGAAGAGAAGGGGACCCAGGACAGAACCCUGGGGCACGCCGGCGGAGACAGAGAAGGUCACCUGGAGGACCAAGUCAAGGUCUCGGAGCUGGGCCGGGUCUCUCUCCCCUCCUGGCUCCACUGGGACUCGGGCCUCCAGCUGCUGCAGGGUCUUCCUCUGGACGAGGACAAGGGCGUCCACUACAUCUCCGUCUCGUCCCCGUCCCAGACGGAGGUCUUCUCCUUGGAGGUGCGUCCCGAGGACCAGCCGGACGGGGACGCCGCCGGGGACGAGCCGUGCGGCGGCGAGGAGCCGGUCACGCUGCUGACCGUGGUCCUGGACGCCGACCUGACCAAGAUGAGCGCCGGCCAGCGGGUGGCGCUGCUGCGGCGCAUGAGCGGCUUCUCCGGGGUGGAGCCGCCCCGCAUGAGGAUCCUCCCCGUGGUCAACAACCGGCUCUUCGACAUGACGGCCUUCAUGGCCGGACCCGGGAACGCCAAGAAGGUGGUGGAGAACGGCGCUCUGCUGUCCUGGAAGCUGGGCUGCGGUCUGGACCAGACCUCGGUCCCGGACCUCAGCAGCGUCCAGGUCCCGGCCCGGGAGGGGGGCAUGUCGGCCCGGCUGGGCUUCCCGGUGGUGGGCUGGCACGUCGCCAACAAGAAGCCGCCCCUCCCCCGGCGGGUGCGGCGGCAGCUCGGCAGCACCCCCACCCCCGUCCUGGCCGCCGUCCCCCCCACCGCGGCGGCGGAGCCCCCGGCCAGGGUCGUCCCGUCCCCGUCCUCGCCGGCCGUCGCCGGGCCCACCGACAGCUCGGCGCCGCCCGUCAGGGGCCCGGUGCCGCUGCCGGGGAAGCCCACCAUCAGAGUCCGGGACCCCGUCGCCCACACCCCCACUGCCGCGCCGUCGCCCCCCACCAGGCUGAUGGAGACCACCAGCACCUUGUCCAUCCGGCCCACCUCCACCCGGCCCACGGUGCCGGAGGCCACCGCCGCCCCGCCCCUCAACACCACCAAGUCCACCCGCAGACAUAAAGGAUCCAAAACCACCCCGCCGUCCAGGGGGCCCAAGACCUCCACCCCGAAGCCCCCCAGGAGCACCACGCCCGCCAGCACCACGCCCGCCAGCACCACGCCCGCCAGCACCACGCCCCCCGGCACCACGCCGGCGCCCCCCGCUGUCCCGGACCCGUACAACGAGAAGCCGGUGCUGCGGAACCCCAUCGACCAGGUCAGCGCCCUGGUGGGAACCUACUUCGAGGUGAAGAUCCCGUCCGACACGUUCUUCGACAAAGAGGACGGAACCACGGACAAGCUGCGCCUCAGCCUGCGGCAGAACCACCGUGAGGCGGUGGGGGACGGGUCCUGGAUCCAGUUCAACGCCACCAGCCAGCUGCUGUACGGCCUGCCGGACGUCCAGCACGUCGGCAAGCACGAGUACUUCAUGCAGGCCGCCGACAAGGGCGGCCUGACCGCCGUGGACGCCAUCGAGGUGCGCGUCGGCCGCUGGCCCGCCAACGACAAGACGCCGGUCCUGUUCACGGCCCGGUUCGAGGGCCAGCCACGCUCCGUCACCGGCGACGUCCACCGGAAGAUCCUGCUGGUGAAGAAGCUGGCCGCCGCGCUGGGCGACCGCAACAGCAGCGCCGUCAGCCUGCGCAACAUCACCAAGGGCUCGGUGGUGGUGCAGUGGACCAACAGCAGCCUGCCGCAGGAGCCCUGCCCCCGGGACCAGCUGGCCGCCAUGAGCCGGGCGCUGGCCGACGCCCAGGGCCGGCCCUCGCCUGCGUUCCGCCACGCCAUGGAGCCCGAGUUCCGGCCGCUGGACGUGGCGGUGCGGGGGCGGGGCAGCUGCCGCGCCUUCUCCUUCGUCCCCCCCGGGGAGCUGGACGUCCCGGAGCCGCCGGCCGUCACCCCCGGCGUGGGGUCCAGCCGGGACAGCGCCGACGACGUGUACCUGCACACCGUCAUCCCCGCCGUGGUGGUGGCGGCCAUCUUGCUGACGGCGGGGGUCGUGGCCAUGAUCUGCUACCGGAAGAAGCGGAAGGGCCAGCUGACGCUGGAGGACCAGGCCACCUUCAUCAAGAAGGGCGUCCCCAUCAUCUUCGCCGAUGAGCUGGACGACUCCAAGCCGCCGCCGUCCUCCAGCGUCCCGCUCAUCCUCCAGGAGGAGAAACCGCCGCUGCCGCCGCCCGAGUACCCCAACGUGGCCACGCCCGAGACCACGCCCCUCAACCCGGAGCUGCUGGGGGAGUACACCGCCCUGCGGGACGAGGACCCCAACGCGCCGCCCUACCAGCCGCCGCCCCCCUUCACCACGCCCAUGGAGGGCAAAGGCUCCCGGCCCAAGAACAUGACCCCCUACAGGUCGCCGCCCCCUUACGUGCCGCCCUAAGACUGGGGGGCGGGGCCGGGACGCCCGAGGACCCGCAGCAUUGUCCCCCCUGCUGUCUGUCUGUCUGGACAGGAAGGGACGGCGAGGUGCUAACGUCCACUGCAGCUCACAGGGUCUGGCUCAGGG
Salarias fasciatus (jewelled blenny) is the source of this 2595-nucleotide messenger RNA. Its product is annotated as dystroglycan-like. The coding region runs from base 1 to 2469 and encodes 822 amino acids. Gene Ontology annotation, cellular component: basement membrane; dystrophin-associated glycoprotein complex; sarcolemma. NCBI's taxonomy places the organism in Eukaryota, Metazoa, Chordata, Actinopteri, Blenniiformes, Blenniidae. The record is from RefSeq and is a predicted model, not a curated record. Gene Ontology annotation, biological process: nerve development; morphogenesis of an epithelium; muscle attachment. The transcript is spliced from 5 exons. Gene Ontology annotation, molecular function: calcium ion binding; laminin binding.